Molecule: messenger RNA, 1028 nt
Organism: Trichoplusia ni (cabbage looper)
Lineage: Eukaryota; Metazoa; Arthropoda; Insecta; Lepidoptera; Noctuidae
Product: collagenase-like
Exons: 8
Coding region: 53-970 (305 amino acids)
Biological process (GO): proteolysis
Molecular function (GO): serine-type endopeptidase activity
Source: RefSeq, a predicted model, not a curated record
UAGUAAGCUAAUUAAUUAUUAUUUAGUUUUAAUUGCAAUUGGCAAAUCGAAGAUGUGGGCUGUGGUCGCGUUUUUAGCAAUAGCCGGAGUUUCGGCAAAUGCUGACACUCUUCAAGCGGUACCUGAGACAAAUGCAGAUUCCCGCAUCGUGUCAGGGUGGGAGGCCCAGGAAGGCCAGUUCCCCUACAUGAUAUGGCUGAGGACAGUCCGGUGGACUGGCGACAUCACCUCCUGUGGCGGCUCCAUCAUUCACAGGAGCUGGGGCAUGACGUCUGCUAGAUGCACUGCUCAGCGUGUUGAGAUCACCGUCCAGGCCGGCGUGAGCCUGAAGGCUCCCCGUGUGACCCUGCAUGUGACGUCAUCGUACAGGCCCCCGGAGUACGACGAUGUGCUGCAGCCCAUCACCCAGCCCAACGACAUUAGUGUUAUCAGAUUUAGUCAAGAUCUUGUCUUCGAUAACUUCAUCCAACCGAUCAGGCUGCAGAGGUCAGCUGACAUGGACCGCAACUACGAAGGUGUUAAGAUGACAACAAGCGGUUGGGGAUCCACUGAGACUUGUACAGAAUUAACGUGUCCAACACCAGACAUCCUGAACUGGGUGCAUCUAUCAGGCUGGACCAACUUCAUGUGUCUUCUAGUCUUCAACUCCAACUACUUGAUCAGGCCGACUAGCAUCUGCGCCGGCCCUUACAAUGUCACCAGUCAGUCAAUUUGUGCGGGAGACAGCGGUGUCCCUCUCACCACAAUCGAUGUCGACGGCCGUGUGACACAAAUCGGAGUUGGUUCAUUUGUUUCUAACUUCGGGUGCCAUGUUGGUUUGCCUGGAGCUUUCACUCGCCCUGGACACUACCACGCCUGGAUACGUCAGGUGACAGGAAUCAACUUUGACUGGAACCCAACAGUUGCUGAAGAGGAGCUUAAAGCGCAGGUGCCUGCUGCAGACAAUUUACAAAAGAUAAAAUACUAUUAAAAUAAAUAAUUUUUGAAGGUCAUUGACAAAAUUAAAAUAAAUAUUUAUUUUUGGAUUA